This is a messenger RNA of Osmia lignaria (orchard mason bee), 1362 nucleotides long. Lineage: Eukaryota; Metazoa; Arthropoda; Insecta; Hymenoptera; Megachilidae. The record is from RefSeq and is a predicted model, not a curated record.
AUGCUAAAGGACAACACCGUGGAGAAGCCCCUGCAGCAACGAGUCUACAGCGCCGUGGCAGCGGUAUUGAAGGCAGCGCGGCAGUACAAGCGGCGGCAGAUGGCAACGAAGGACCGCAUCAAGAAGGUGCAUCAGGUAGGUGUAUGCCAAGUUUUGGAAAACUUGCCUACAUCCCUGCACGCGAUGAUUUCCGCCCAGAUGCGCAACGAGGGAAAACCCAUCUACGGAAGAUGCUUCACGGAAGAGGAAAAGGUACUAGCUUUAAGUAUUUAUAAGCAAAGUCCAAAAGCGUUCCGAUAUUUGUCAAAAUUAUUUCUUUUGCCAAGUAUCGAAACGCUUCGGAAAUUAUUGUCGCACAUUCCACUAAGAGCUGGAAUUUGCGACAACGUAUUCCGUGAACUCGAAAAGCGGUCCGAGUCCUUUCCAAACGAGAAAAGCAGAUACGCUAUUCUGCUUUUCGACGAAAUUAAGUUAUCGCCGUCAUUGCAGUCGAAUCCAUUACGGCAUGAUGUAAUUGUAAUUGAUGAAAAUGAAAUCGUGCCGCUCUUCGAUCCUCCGCACCUAUUAAAGUGCAUGCGGAACAAUCUUUUGAUUAAAGAUUUGCAAUUCAAUUUAGCGGAUAAUCUUCCACGUGUGGCUAAAUGGUCACACGUGGAAGAUUUAUAUUUUAUUGAUAACAGUAAUGCUUCUUCUCAGGACCGAGUUCUGAAGAAGCUUACUGCAAAACAUGUAGUAGUUGACAAAAUUAGGAAAAUGAAGGUGAAGUAUUGCGCGCAGGUUUUUAGUCAAUCGGUUGGGUUUGUAAUGACACUUAUGAGUCGCAAUAAAGUUAAGAGUGUGUGUGAAAUGCCUUUAGAAGGUGUUGACACUGCUCGAUUCAGUCAUUUUAUGAAUGAUAUUUUCGACAGUGUCAACAGUAGUCGUCCUCUUCCGGUAAUAGAUAUGAACUGCGAAAGACCCAAUAUCUGGGAUGUAGACAUUAAUGUUUUUCGAAGCAUGAAAUUUAUUAAAAGAAAAUUUGCGGAUAAAGAGCAUCCACUGAUAGUAUGCAAUUGGAUUAGAACGUUACAAAAUUUUAAAUUUUUGACAAUACUUCUAGGCAAUCUUGGAUGUUCGCACUUUACUGGUCGCAAUUUUAACCAAGAUGCCUUAAAAAAUUUUUUCGGUCAGAUUAGACAGCAUGGUACGCGAAAUACUAAUCCAACGUGUACUGCCUUUCACGGAUAUUAUAGGACAUUGCUCUUAAAUUCAUAUUUGCAGUUGAUAAGUGCGGAUACUAACUGCGAAUCUGAAGAAUCCGCAAACUUUUUAAUUAGUCUAAAAACAUAUUUGUCACCUGCUCCAAGCUGCAUCGAUGAUUGA